Molecule: messenger RNA, 824 nt
Organism: Zea mays
Lineage: Eukaryota; Viridiplantae; Streptophyta; Magnoliopsida; Poales; Poaceae
Exons: 1
Coding region: 98-733 (211 amino acids)
Source: RefSeq, marked predicted
GGCACCCAUCGUCAUAGAUACGAUUCAUAGCUUCUGCCACUACUUGUGCGCGAAGAGCCAAGAAAUGCGUCAGGGGUUGUGAAGGGAAGGAGUGCCGAUGGCCGGUGGCCACCCGGCGCCGCUGCGGCCGGUGGUGGUUGCGAUGAAAGGCCACCCAGGGUCUGGCAAGUCCACGGCGGCGCGCGCCAUCGCGACCGCGCUUUGCUGUCCGCUCCUGGACAAGGACGAUGUGAGGGACUGCAUGUUGCCCCUAGAGGGCUUGGCUGCUGCUGGGAUGCUCAACGACCUCUCCUACGCCGUGCUGUGGCGGAUGGCUGAGCGCCAGGUAAGGCUCGGACUGUCUGUCGUCAUCGAUUCACCGCUGUCACGCCGCUCUCACCUCGACAUGCUGACACGCCUAGCCGGUGUGCUUGUGGUCGUCGUGGAGUGUCGCCCUGGUGAUAACGAGGAAUGGCGCCGGAGGCUGGAGAGCCGUGGGUCGGCUGUUGCCAAUGGUGGCGGUGGUGAUGGAUGGCAUAAGCCAAAGACAUGGGCUGAGCUGGAGAGGCUUCUGGAAGGGUACCAAGGUUGCACAGACUAUGAAAUUGGGGAUGUACCGAGGAUUGUAGUGGAUACAACUGAUCCGACAGUUGAUGCACAGGUGGCAGCUGAAAAGGUUGUGGUUUUCAUUAGAUCCCAUCUUGCUUGUAGCCAACCAUCUUGUGGGAGACAGGAUUCACCUGUUUGCCAUUAGAAACCAAAAUGUACACUAGCUUAAGCAUUAGGUAAAGUUUCGUUGCAAAAGGUUGAUCUGUUGUACUGCAAUGCUCAAAGUUCUUUUUUUU